Molecule: messenger RNA, 3922 nt
Organism: Pygocentrus nattereri (red-bellied piranha)
Lineage: Eukaryota; Metazoa; Chordata; Actinopteri; Characiformes; Serrasalmidae
Gene: fig4a
Product: FIG4 phosphoinositide 5-phosphatase a
Exons: 24
Coding region: 156-2882 (908 amino acids)
Biological process (GO): phosphatidylinositol dephosphorylation
Cellular component (GO): intracellular membrane-bounded organelle
Molecular function (GO): phosphatidylinositol-3,5-bisphosphate 5-phosphatase activity
Source: RefSeq, a predicted model, not a curated record
UCAGCUGAAACUGUUGUCACCUGAUGGGAAGCAGUGCAUUUCGCAGCGUUUCAGAGGUUUAGUAAAGAUUUCUAAAUGGUUUGGGGCAAAAUGGAGUAACAGAACCCACAAUAUCAAGCUGCCUUGGGUGUGAUUAGUGACUCUGCUUCACCACAAUGCCUUUGACAGCAUUUGUUGUCAGCGGGGUGCAGAAGCUGGUUCUGUAUGAGACAAGGGCCAGAUAUUUUCUUGUGGGGAGUAAUAAUGCUCAAACCAAGCACCGUGUCUUAAAGAUUGACCGCACUGAACCGCGGGACCUGGUUGUUAUUGAUGAUAAGCAUGUAUACAGUCAGCAGGAGUUGCGGGAGCUUCUGGGGAGGCUGGAUCUGGGAAACCGUACAAAGAUUGGACAGAAGGGCUCUUCUGGGCUUUCCAGAGCUGUGUCUGCUUUUGGCAUUGUGGGCUUUGUCCGUUUCCUAGAAGGUUACUACAUCAUUUUGAUCACCAAACGUCGCAAAGUGGCAGACAUCGGGGGUCACUCCAUCUAUAAGAUAGAAGACACAAAUAUGAUCUACAUCCCUAAUGACUCGGUGAGAGUUACACAUCCAGAUGAGGCCAGAUACUUGAGGAUGUUCCAAAAUGUUGAUCUGUCUAGUAAUUUCUAUUUCAGUUACAGCUAUGACCUGAGCCACUCACUGCAGUAUAACCUGACGUUGCUGCGAAUCCCUUGUGAACCAGCAGAAGUAGAGGGGCUCCACUCCAGCUGCAGUAAACAGGACAGCUUUGACAUUUUUGAGGACGAGGGCCUCCCUACACAAGUGGUCCAUGGCUUAAAGAACGAACCCUAUGCUAAAUAUGUAUGGAACAGUCGUCUGCUAGAGAGGAUUAAGGAUACAGUGCAUCCAGACUGGCUCAUGUACAUCAUUCACGGGUUCUGCGGACAGUCUAAGUUGCUUAUCUACGGACGGCCGGUUUAUGUCACCCUUAUUGCUCGGCGCUCUAGCCGCUUUGCAGGAACACGCUUUCUCAAGAGAGGAUCCAACUGUGAGGGUGACGUGGCGAACGAAGUGGAGACAGAGCAGAUCAUUCACGAUGCCUCAGUGAUGUCUUUCACGGCAGGCAGUUACUCCUCGUACGUGCAGGUGCGAGGCUCUGUACCUCUCUACUGGUCUCAGGACAUAUCCACCAUGAUGCCGAAACCGCCAAUACGGUUGGACCAGGCUGACCCAUAUGCGCAUGUUGCUGCACUUCACUUUGACCAGAUGCUGCAGCGGUUUGGCUCUCCAAUUAUAAUCCUCAACCUUGUAAAGAAACGAGAGAAGAGGAAACAUGAGAAGAUCCUGAGUGAGGAGCUCUACCGAGCCAUCAUCAACCUCAAUCAGUUUCUGUCUCCUGAGCACUGCAUUGACUACAUCGCCUGGGACAUGGCUCGUUACACUAAGAGUAAACUCUGUAACGUGUUGGACCGGUUAGGGAUGAUUGCUGAGAAUGUAGUGAAGCGGACUGGAUUCUACAUCAACCGAUCCGAUUUCCACUGUCACACGUUACGGCCAGAUGAAAGAUGGGGUGAUUUAGGAGGACUGGUGGUUGCUCAUGGCAGACUACAGACUGGAGUUUUAAGGACUAAUUGUGUGGACUGCCUUGACCGCACAAACACUGCUCAAUUUAUGGUGGGCAAAUGUGCCCUGGCAUAUCAGCUUUAUGCUCUCGGGAUGAUUGAUAAGCCAAAACUACAGUUUGACACAGACUGUGUCAGGUUGUUUGAGGAGCUGUAUGAGGAUCAUGGGGACACAUUGUCUCUGCAAUAUGGAGGCUCUCAGCUGGUUCACAGAGUGAAAACAUACCGCAAGAUAGCCCCAUGGACACAACACUCCAAAGAUAUCAUGCAGACACUUUCUCGUUACUACAGCAAUGCCUUCUCAGAUGCAGACAGGCAAGAUGCCAUAAACCUCUUCCUACAGGUGUACCAGCCUUCUGAGUCCAAGCCUCAUCUUUGGGAACUGCCUACAGACUUCUAUCUCCACCAGAGCAACACCAUGGCUCUACCCCAAGAAAGACGCAGUUACACAUAUUGGUGGUCAGAUGGUGUGCUAUCCUACCUGCCGUUACCGUAUGAUGAAGUUCCAUGUGAGAAGAACAAGAAGAAGGUUUUGGUGAAACGAGUGAACCGGUAUGAGGAGAGCACAGACAUGUACACAGAAUUCUUCAAGCCCUAUGAGCUCACCUCAUUUGAUGAUACGUUCUGUAUCGCCAUGACCAACUCUGCAAGGGAGUUCAUGCCAAAGAGUGUUGGACUUGAUCCCAGCCCAUUCACAGUGCGCAAGCCAGAAGAGACUGGGAAGUCAGUCUUAGGUAAUAAGUCUAAUAAGGAGGAGGCGGUACUGCAACGCAAGACAGCAGCUAGUGCUCCUCCUCCACCCAGUGAAGAACAGAUUUCCAGCAGCUCUGAGGAUGACUCUGAGGAAGAUCGCGAAGAUGACGCCACUGCCUCCCAGCGCUCCACACCAAUCAAAAUCGGCGAGUCAGGCGACAACGUCCGUACACAGGAGGAGCAUCAGCAGCAGCCAGCCAGAGAGACAUAUGGACUGAAUCUGUCUGCUUUACCCCGAGAUGAGGACUUUUUCAUAUACCACAGGUUUGCCCACCUCGGCCAAAACCAGCACAAAGUAGAGAGAAAAGACCAAUCAACGGACCUCCAAAAGACUCUGGAAAAUGUGAUUAGUCUAGUUCCGGUGUCAUCGUUUGACGGAGACAGUAUUUACGAGAUGUUGCCUCCUCGAGUUGACCUGGAGAGCCGGAACUUGUUCGAGAACCACAUUCAUGCAGGCCAAGGGCUAAUAAGACCACUGUGCAGAGAAGAUCUCCUCCUUUAUCGCGAGUAUCUCAAAAACAGAUACAUGUGAUUGUUAGUCACAUGUUCCUUCAUUGUCAUUUCAACAGACAGUGGGUGGAAGGCUUUGUGUGAUAGCACCUAUUAAUGUCUACACUGUAAUUUAAAUUUAGAGUUUCUUGAUUUACUUCAGCUAGACCCUGGAAGGUCUUGGCAGAAAUAGCAUUUUUCACUAACGUUCCUUAUUAAAAAAAAUAGAAUAACAAUGGUUUCCCAGCACCCAAGGGCAAGUUUCCCAAAUCCAUUGAAGCUCAAUGAAUCAUUGGUAAGUGGGCGAGUGACUGUCAGUCUGAAUGCUCUCUCUACUGUCUUGUGAUUAUUAUGCCAUGUACCGUGAUUGUACAAGUACAAAUAGAUCCCAUAAUAGUUUAGCAAGACAGUCUGGAGUUUAAUUUUUAGAUUAAUUCUCUUUUUACUUCAUCACAUUCAUUUUUUUUUUUUAUAUUGAAAGUGUUGAUUUGUAUAGCAGCACAUAAAUGGAUAUCGGACUUCAUAUCAUGCUAGUCUAUUUUGCAUACCAGCUGUUCCUGAUUCUUCAAAUCAUGCUGUUUUUUUCUUCUUUUUUAAUAUGUUGAUUAAAUUAAUUAAUAAGGCUACAUGACCUUUACAUUAGCCUUUCAUAAAGUUGCUCAGUUCAGGGAGCUGCUUUUGUCCAUUUUUUGUCCAAGUCAUUUCACAACCGGUGUUAAGACAAUUGACCCUUAUUGGAAUAAGCCUUUAAACUUGUCUAUAUGGGUUUAUGUCAGUUGUCAUGAAAAGUUUGUAAGUGUCAUGUAGCCUAAUGAAAGCAAAUGAAAGCUUUCAAUAAUUUGUUCCCACUUAAAUAUAAUGACUGUCUGGUCUUAGUUAUACAGGCUGAUGUAUAGACCAUUGCACCUCUUAACUUUUGUAUUUUUAAUUUGCCUUAAUUAUUUAUUUUGUGUUGUUUAUAUUGUCUUCUGUUCACAAUGCUUGUGUCUGAUGUGUUUGUGUAAGUUGUCUUGGCUGAAUGACCUCCUGUAAGUUCUGUGAAAACAUUGCAUUUAUGUGUUUAUUAAACACUUCUCUGAGAAA